Molecule: messenger RNA, 14109 nt
Organism: Lymnaea stagnalis (great pond snail)
Lineage: Eukaryota; Metazoa; Mollusca; Gastropoda; Lymnaeidae
Source: the annotation of a GenBank genome assembly
ACAGCCAUAGUGCACUGGCACGAUGAGCAGGGAGCAGGGCUUUGACCGUGAACUUCACAUCUGAGAGUGUGCUGUAGUAAGAGCCAGCAAUCACUUUGCCAUGACUUUGUGAAACAUGUGUACAUGAAAAACAUUUACAUCACAUCUCUAAACUUAAACUUUUCAAAGUAAGUAGCUGAUAAUCGCAGUAACAAUGUUCGUUUGAUGCAUUAAGAGUGUAAUGAAGGCCUUCAUGGUGGCUUAUAAUUUAAGUUCAUUGUAAUGCCAUUAUUAACUACGUGUUUGCUUUCAAUACACUGCCCCACUUGUAUUAGAAGGUAAAUUACAUGAUCACAAUUUCCCUAUUUCUGCUUAGGUGAGAAGCCUGGCAUUAAGUCCUUACGUUAUGAAAACUGUGUGACCAACUUUGUUAACAUAACUGGCGCAAUCAUAAAUGGUUCUAACAUAUUUUCGAUUCUGGCAUUUAAUGUCUGUAGUCAAUGUUGGGACCUUUGAAUGACGGUGACAGAGGGCUGGGGUCAGCAGGACCAUCUUUCCAGGGUCUCACAUUGACAGGGACAUCACACUGACAUAAACAGUAGACAGUCAUUGGCUGGGCCUCUCAGUGACAGAGGGUUUCGUUGGCAGGACCAUCUUUCCGGUGCCUCACAUUGACAGGGACUUCACACUGACACAAAUCUUAGAUUGAAAUAUUUCUUUGUUAUUGUGCAUGCACAUCCAGUGGCUUAAAGUCAUAAGUAAAUUUCAGUGUUUUUUAUGUUGAAGUCAGUAAUUUGAAGUUUAGUUAAAACUUUGGUGUCUUCAAUUCAAUUUAUAUACAUAAAUAAUUUAUUAUCUGUGACAUCCAGUCAAUGAUGCCAAAACUCACACCCUUCAACUUAAAAGGCAGUUGUGAAUUUGUCAUUAUACUGUGGUAAGGGUAUGAUAAAUCAAAAGGGGGCCUAAAAAAUAAUUAAAAUUGUGAUCCUGUAUUCACUUGACCCAUGAAAUGACCAGAACAUUUUUGUUACUGUUUCAGAAAAACCAUGUUCAAAUUACAGGAGUAAAUAUUCUGGAAUCAAAUGUAUUUUAUUUUCUCAUUCUACUUAUAAGGAUUGUAAGGAAAACAUUUUUCAUUCUCUAUUUUUCCAUUGUUUGGGAGUGAUGUGUGGGGGAGGGGGGUCCCUUAUUUACCAACAUGUUUAUACUAUUUUAAUAAAGUCUUAAUUUCAAUCAAUUUACAUUGUUCAGCAUCAAAUUUUAGGCUAAAGAUGGCAACCAACAUUGAACAAUUGAAGACUGAUGCAGAAGAAUUGUUGAAAUCUGGCAACUUCCCUGAUGCUGUGAUUAAGUACUCUCAACUGUUGCAGGCUGACCCCAAGAAUUGUGUAAAGUGAGUUAUAUUAUUAUAAUCUAUGUAAAGAGAGAGAUAGAGAAUAGAUGAGUGGAAGGAUGUUAUCAGUAAAACAAGUUAGUCUUAAAUACAUGGUGAUCUUGGAUCUAAUAAAUAUUAUAUCAAAGGGUUAGCAAAUUAAUAUAGCCAGCUCAAUGUGCAUUUCAACAAAUGAAGUAUCACCAAAGACUACUAAAGAGUCUAAAGUCUAGGCCUACCUUUUGUAAGAUGUUAGUUGGACUCAGAAACAACUUUCCAACCAGAUUUUCUAAAUAAGCAAAGGUUACCUCGUGACAUGGUUUGAAUUGAACUGUUAAAUAAAUAAAAUUUCAAUCUAAUAGCAAACAAAAUAUUUUCACAUUUUCUUAUGAUUAUCUAUGUUGUUUUCAGAAAACAUACCAAAGUAUUUUUUUUAAACAUCAGAUUAUUUUAGAGGGUUUUAAAAUGACUUCAUAUAAAUGGCUAAAAAGCAGUUUUAAAAUGACCUUAGGAUAAAUGGCUAAAAAACACUUUCUCUUACUUGUUUUGACUGUUGUGACAAAUCUUUCUUUUUAAAUAUCUGAUUUAUUUCAAAUAUGCACAUCAUAAACUUCAGAGUUCUAUGUGAACGAGCUAAAUGUUACAUUGAGCUGGGGGAUUGGAGCAAAGCACUAGAGGAUGGAAGGAUGGCUCUUGAUAAUGAGAAAAAGAAUCCAGAAGAUGGAAGCAUGGAGCAGACAUCUAAGAGUAAAAUUAUUGAAGCAUCUAUACUUUGUGGAAAGGUAAUAAUUAUCUUAUCUAUAUGUUUCUUAAAUUUUUCUUACAUGAUCUGUUUCAUUUUAAAUACCUAAUCCUGUGGGUAUGGGAAAGCAAGGAUUUAACACAAAGUUUAAUUUUUUUUAACAACUGACACUGGUCAACUAUAUUUCACAUGGAUUAGCAGUGUCAGUCAAGUAAUUUAUUUCUUUGAUAACCUUUGUUUUUAAAUUUAGGCCUGCUCACAACUUGGUCUUUUCAUUGAGUCCCUUGGAUAUUUCAAAGAGGGCUUAAAAGUUGACCCUAAAAAUCAAGUCAUCACAGAGGAGUUGAAAAAAUUACAAAAUGUCAUCCUGAAGGUAAAACCCAUUUUCGAAAAUCAUAUUACUUUUAAUUUCCCCCAUUUUUAUGUGCACCAACAUAAGAUAUGAAAAGUAAUAAGUGUGAUGAAAGAUCAUGUAAGACAGCUUGUCAGAAUAUGUUCAUCUUGAAAUGUGUACAUCCAUAGUAAUUAAUGUAUUGUGUACAGGGUCACUCCUGUAAGAUUAAUUAUAUUAAUAAAUACACUCACAGAUUGAUAAAUCAUGAAAAAUGCAUCUAAACAAAUUUCAUAAAUGUAAAUUUAGGUUGGUUUGUGAUGUUAACUUGAUAAUUUUUAACAGGAGCAGCAAGAACAUUCAGAGACUCAAGACUGCACUUAUUCAGCUGUGUCUCUCUGCUCACAAAGUGUGUAUCCUGGUGAUGACCAGCUGCUGAACAUGGAGAAAGAAAUUUUGUCCAUCAAGUACAAAAUACUGGAUGAUGAUUAUUACAAAAUGGACAAGAAUACACACAUAAUGGUAAGUUUAGAUAUUUCUAGGUUCUUACUUAUUUUAUAUCGCAAAUAUAUAUUGUAUUAAAUCUAGAAACUUUGUAUUAUUUUAUGCUAAAUUUUUUGCUUUUGUUACAGAAAGACCCCCAGCUUGAGGCCCAGUUAGUACAGGCAGCUUAUGAAUGUUUAUCGUCAGAUCAACUUAAUGAUUCCCUCACUUUAAUAUCUAAGGCUGUGAGCAUGGAUCCAGGCAAUGUAUUCUACAGAACAUUCAGGGCCCAGGUUUGAGACUGCCUAUAUACAAAAAAGUUCACUAACAUGUUUACUGAAUACUUAAUAAUAUUGUCUGUACAGAUGGAGCUUUUUCUUUAGGAGCAAACCAUAAAUGAUGUCACACUAUUUCAGCAGAUUUUUUUUACCCCGCUCCCUCACAAAUUAAUAGUCACAAAAUUUAGACUACCCCACUGCACAUCAUCACACACAAAUUAAUAGUCACAAAAUUUAGACUACCCCACUGCACAUCAUCACAAAUUCAUGACCCCCCCCCCAUCAUUUAUGAUAUCCCCUUAUGUGCUAUUAGUUUUAAAAGUAGUUAAUUCUCUCCAGUUAGCUUGUAAAGUGAUAGUUUCCAUUGGACACCUCAUUGUAUAUUUUUAUUUGGCAUUAUUUAUUUCAUUUAUGUCACCAUUAAAAAUUACAUGAAAGAAAAUUAAAUGUUUUUAAAAUGAGAUAAAAGAAACUGAUAAAUAUUUCUUGUUUUAAUAAACCAAUUAAUGAUCUCAAAUAUAAGAUUAGACUACCCCACUUUGCACAUAUGUACAGGAAUUUUUUAAAAUUCAGAAAAUGGUUUAAAAAAUGAACAAUCAAUGAUCAUGUUUGUUUUUGUUUUUUUAUAUUUGUACAGGGCCAAGAAUGACACUGCCAGCAGUUUCUUAUUUGUUAGAAAGAAUUUUGUCCUGUUACGUUAUAUCAUGUUAUCUGAUUUAAAUCCCAUUCAAUCCUAGGUCUACUUUAAUUUAAAGCUGUGGCACAAAGUCAUUCAGGAUUAUUGGAUCAUCCCAAAAGCUUUGAGAAAACCAGAUGUGUGGAAACAAGGAGGUUACUUCAUCUUUGGUUUUGUAGAAGAGCAUAAUUUAUUUUACUUAUUUAUUUAAUAAUUUGUCAUUCUUGUUAGCUAUUUCAAUUUUUUUUAAAUGCCAAUGGUACAACAAUAAUGCUAAAUCAAAAUUCAAGUUCAUCUUGAAAUAACUACAGAUGUUUCAGUUAUUACCCUGGGUAGAGACAUAGUGCUAAACACUGAUCCAAGCUAUUAGGAUAGCUGAGACCGCAGUUGCCCCCUAGUAAUUGCAAUGCUCAAAGAUUUAGCUAUCCAUCUGAAAAUAAUUACCUUUACUCGUUUGUUUAGGCAAAGCUUUAAUGGAACUGUGGCUUCCAGUUUUGGCGGAAUUUUGGCUCCGCAAAGCUACUCAACUUACAGGAGGAAAAGAUGAAGAAGCUGCUAUUCUUUUUCAAAAAGUUAGGGUCAAAAGACUUUAUGACCCUCUUACAGAAGAUCAACCUAUCAAAAUUGAUUUCACUCAGUUUGGCAGAGCUGUAUUUGCAAAGAGUAAGUCACCAGCACCAUUUUGCAAUCAAUCCUUUUUUCCCCUUCAGAAUUGUGUUCUUUCUUAAAUAUUCUUUCCAAUAUUUUUGUGUAGUUAAAAUUCAUCACUAAGUCCAACACAUGAUAUGUAUGAAAAGUAAAAUUACAUUUUUUUUAGCUACUGAUAUCCAAAACAUGUUUAAUUUAAUUUUUUUCAGUUUGAAUUAUAGUCCAAAGAAUUGAUUCAUUCAAAAUAUAUUUUUAAAAAGUAGUGCUUUAUUUGAUUUGCACUACUAUCAGUUUGUGGUGCAAAUAAAUAAUUCACUAGCACUAUAAAAGUUGCCUUUGGUUUACAUGUUAAUAGGGAAAAAACACAAUCAAAUACAAAUUCUGUCAUAUAAUGUCAAAAACCUUUUUAAUUAGCCAACUCUUUCAUGAUUUUCGCAGGGGGGAAUUGUUUCAACCUUGACCUCAUGACUGACCAUCAGCUAGGCCUACUUUGAUAUCUCUUCAGUUUUAAAAGUUAUUAAGGACAGAAUGGGUUUUAUGUAAGGUAGAGAAUUUUAUCCCAGGGUUUGGACAGGAAAUCCUAUGAAAAUGGGAAGAACUAGCACCUAACUUUUUUUCCUGCUAUUUAAAAAGCUGGACUAUUGACCCAAGCCACUAAAAAUCUGCUCUUGCUCAUUAUUACAGAAGACAUAGCGAAAGGUGAGACAGUGAUGACUGACAUACCAAUGGUGAUGGCGCAGUCUCUUGGCUCCAGACACAUACCAGCUUGCUUUAACUGUGCUGUUUCUCUGAUUACUCCCCAAGUUUACUUCAAGGAGAAGUAAGAAAAAUUAAGCUUUUUUCCCUUAAUUUAGCAUAAUAUAAUGGAAUAUAAAAAUAAUAAAAAUCCCUAUUAAAGAGUCUAUAGCUUAUGCGUCUUGUUGGAGAAUUUUUUUACUUUAUGAAUUAGUUAAAUCAUCCUUUUUUUUAAUUAGUCAAAUAAUUUUGUAAAUACUAAAGCUUAAAAAUCCCAGGUGUUGCGGAAUGAUAUUUACUAAAGUGCUUUCCGAUUCUUUAUACAAAUAAAAAUUUGCAAGAUUAUUAAUGAUUAAGUUCAUUUUUAAGCACAUUUUUGCCUUUGAAAAGUAGUCCAUUUCAAUGAAAGUUUAGCUCAAAAUAAAUUACUAGGACUUAACCAGGUGCAGUUUUUUUUUAAACGGGUCAAGGUAUUUUGAGAAAAUACCCUAUGGGUCCAAGCAGUAGUGGUUAACGGUACAAGCUCCUCCUUUGUGAAUGUGAAGUCAAGGGUCCCCCAGGGAUCAGCGUUAGGCCCCUGUUUGUUCCUAGCAUACAUAAAUGGCCUACCCAAGAAACUGACAUCCCAAGCAAGACUGUUCGCAGCGACACAGCGGUGUAUAGGACGAUUGCCAACAGAUCUGACCAGGACUAGCUACAACAGGAUCUCAAUCGGUUAGCUGAGUGGGAGAUGAGCUGGGAUAUGGAAUUUCACCCUGCCAAGUGCCAGACACUAUCAGUCUCUAGAAGUUGUACUCCUGUACACUACCAAUACGAACUGCAAGGCCAUAUACUUGAGAGAGUUUCCUCAGUAAAGUUCUUGGGUGUUACAUUCAAAGAGAGGUCAGCUGGGACGAGCAUAUUAACAAUGUGUGUAACCAAGCAAAAGAUUGGCAACUCCUGUGUAAAAGAAAGAGCAUAAAAAGCCUUUGUCCGUCCGAUUUUAGAUUAUGCAUCUUCAGUCUGGGACCCAUUUACCCAGAAGAGCAUUGACAGGUUGGAGGCGAACAAGCAACGGGCGGCUCGCUUUGUCUUGAACCGAUACAGGAAUACCUCUAGUGUUGGAAGUAUGCUGGAAACACUAGGCUGGUCACCAUAGGAGGAACGACGACGAUAAUCCAGGCUCUCCAUGAUGUACAAAAUAAAUAAUGGGCUGGUCCACUGUUCCAGUAUUAAACAGAAACUCGUCCCUCUUCCCCAUAGACUGCGAUGAGGCCAUGACAGGCAAUUGCGGCUCAUACCAGCAAGAACCCAGUAUAGGAAUUGCUCAUUCCUGCCCAAGACAAUCAGGGACUGGAACAAGCUUUCAAAAGAAACAGUUGAGGUGACAACACUAGACACAUUUGCGUCCAUUGCCUCAGGCCUUCCAACUCCCAUUGCAUGAUUCCUUCACAAAGUAGCACUUGUAAUCAUUGAAAUAUCCUCAUCAGCACCAGGCACAGACACAUUGCAAAUCCCCUCUACAUGCAUAGGAGCCAAAAUGAUCAAUAUAUUGAUCGUGGGCCCUUAAUAUAUAGAAGAAGAAGUGUUACAAAAAAAGAGCUCACUUCUCAUUUUCUAUAAUAUAUGCUGGCCUUUAAACAAUAGGCCUACAGGCAGUCCUACACCCUACCUGCCAACUGUUAAACAAUAGGCUUACAGACAGUCCUACACCCUAACUAUCCACCUUUAUAUAAUAGUACUGAAGACAAGCCUACACCAUACCCAUCUUUUAUUGAUUAAUUUGAUAGUCACCUCCCCUGAAUCAAAAGAACACCUGAGUUCAGACAUCAUGCAGAAAAGCUUGCUGCAUGACAGCCUUUUUUUUUUCCACACACACUGUUAAAAUAAAACAUGUGGAGUUGGAGAAUGGCCAGUUGUGAAGUGCAAGCAGGACAAACCAGAAGCAAAAUAUACAAAAGAGAUAAUUUCAUAAUUGUAACCUACUUGAGCAUGCCUAUAAACAUUACUAUUACACAAUCUUUUCCCACAGACUUUUGAUGAUGGAAAGGGAUCAACUCAACCUGAUAGAAGAGUACUGGCCAAAUGUGGCCGUUGAAGAGUGUCCUCAUUGUGGAAAGGAAAAAUACUGUAGCAAAAUUUGUAGGAAUGAGGUGCAGUACAGUUUUUUUAGAAGAAAUAAACUGGAUGCUGAUACAAAUAAAACAACAAUCACAAAGAUAUUAAUCUGUUGGAAAUCAAAACAAUAAUUUACUUUUAAUAAAUUUUUUCAAAAAGUCCAUUCAGUCUUGAACAGUCUAGAAUAAAAGUUCUAGGGAGCUCUGGGAAGGAUUCAAGUAGCAAUAGCAGUAUUAAAUAAAUGACAAAUGUGUACUUUUCUAUGUGGGAUAAAAAUCAGUGUAUUGUGUGAUUCUUUCCCUCUUAAUUUUUCAGAUGCUUUCAUCAAUUAUUAUUAAUAGGUAAUUAAAAUCUUGUUUUAAACUAAACAUUUUUUUAAAAGAUGUAAUGCGAAAAAGAAUUCUAAUUAUUCAAAAUACAGUAUAUUUAAAAUAAUUUAGCUUUUCAUCUUUUGUUAGGCUUGGGACACGUAUCAUCGUAUAGUCUGCCCCAGUGUUAACCCUGCAGCCAAACAGAUUUAUGACUUGUGUGAGAACAAAGGCUAUGGUCACACGGCUGAUGGGGUGUGGACUGAAAUUUGGGGUGGUCAUUACAGGUAAGACAUUUAAUCUACUAAAGAUUGAUUUCUUAUUGAUUUAUUAGAGACACAAAAAUUUGGGAAAGUAAAGCAGUAAGGUUAAGUUUUAAUUAAAGGUCAAAUACAUCUCUGAUGUAGCAGAUAUCAUACCACAGGUUUGUCAAAUGUUUAGCGGCUAUAUGCUAAACAUCAUGUGUUGAGCUUUUAAGAGCUGAUCAACAUCAUGACUUAUAUUUCUCUGUGUAUAAAAGAAAGUAUGGUGUAAUGAUGAGAUCAGUAGCAUACACAAUAAAAUUCCAGGUAACUGCUAAAUGAGAUUGUUAAAAAAACACAAAUGUGUUUGGUGCAUAAUAUUUUCUUCUGUUGUAUGUGAUUAUAGUCUCAAUUUAAAUAUAAUGCAAUAAAUUUGCAGUCUAAAAGGGGUGGGUCAUUAGAAUAUAAAUAUAAUUCAUGGGCUUGAAAAAGUGUUAGGUUGCAUAUCUAGGGGGAGUCAGCACUAACGGGGAUAUUUAUAAAGUGAGUUACUUGAAUGUAACUUAAAUAGAGGGGAAGUCCAUGCAUUGCCACCACCAUUUUUGCCAAAUCUCUGUGCUGCUACAGCCCAUGUAGGGCUUUGGCCUGCCUCACCACUUCCUUCCACUCAUGCUGAUGCUUUUCUUUCCCAAGCAUGGAUUCUGAGCUUCUGUAGAUCUUUUUCCACAUCAUCCCUCCAUCUAAGCAUAGGCCGGCCUUUGAACCGUUUUCCUCUGGGGUUUUGGUGGUGCACCCUCUUCACUCCUCUGUCAAUUGGCAUUCUUGCUAAGUGUCCAGCCCAGUGUAACCUGCCUUUUUUAUUUCUGCUACUAAAAAGGGAUCCUGAUAUAGACUAUACAGUUCCUAGCUGAUUUGUAUACUCCAUAAUAUACAUCCUUUGUUGGUCCAUAUAUUUUCUGAGAACUUUUAUCUUACAUGUGUUUAAUAGAUUUUCUGCCAUUUUUGUUAGGGUCCAAGUUUCACUUGUGUAUUUUACAGACCUAUUACCGAUUACAGUUUUAUUUAUAGUUUUGUUUUUCUUGUCAUGUUUAUACUUUUGAGUAAUUUCUUAAUACUAAAGUAUGCCCAGUUUCCAGCCCAUAUUCUUUCCUUUAUUUCUUUUAGUAAUUUAUUUCUGUCAUUUAUUAAGGAUCCUAGGUAUUUGAAUUGAUUUACGUUUUCAAAAGUGUGUUUUCUAAUUUUAAUGGUUUCAUCAACCUUUUCUUCUGUUUUGUUUUUUGGUUGUUAACUUCCAGCCCUUUUGAUAGUGAUGCUUCUUCUAAUUAAAUAAAAGCUUUAGAUAUAACUUUACUACUUUUCCUUAACAGUGCUAUGUCAUCAGCAUAGGCAAGAUACAGAAGGGGUUGGUUGUAGAGACUCCCAAUGGGUUAUGAGCCUUGGAUUUUCCUCAGAAAGUGUCCUGUUAUUGUUCGUCGGGUGUCAAUGUGUAUUCUUCCUAUAACUCUCUCAAAUGUUAGGUUAAAUAGCAUACAAGACAGUAAGUCUCCUUGUCUUAGGCCUCAUCUAAUCUGAAAUUCCCUUGAAUAUUCUCCCUGAACUUUGAUUUUGCCAUAACUAGUUUCAUAUAAAAACUGAGCUUCCAUUUUAUUACUGCUGGUAUCUGACUAAAGAAAUCUUAGAUUAUCUCAUACUGCUUCUCUUUACAGAGAAGUGUUUAGCCUUUAACCCAUGCUUUCAUUUUAACAAGUUCCAAAUGAGUAUGCUUUCAUUGUUUGUUUUUUUCCCUUGAUGUAACAAGCCCUAUGAUCCUAGUUAAGCUGUGGUCAAUUAUUGCUUCACAAGUUCGAGACAUGAUGGAGAAAGACAAAGCCGCUGUUCCAACCAUAGAGCACUGGGCCAGAGCUAAGGCGCCUUUCAGAAGGUAUUCUUCCCAUCUUCAAAAUAGUUUUUUUAAAAGACUUAUUUUUAGUGUAAUAAUUAUCUAAUAAAUAUUGCAAUUCUUAUGCAAUGGACACCUUUGAUUUUUAGCCAAUAAAUUUCUAUUGCAUUAGCAUUACCAUUCCCCCAACCAUUGCACAGAUGCAAGUAUAUGGAUGCAACAACGAACACUACCAUACGAGAACCAGAUAUAAACUCUACUUAUAAAUGGACAAUUAAGAUAUAUUUAUGUGCUUAAAUAAUUGUAUGACCCUUUGAAAAAUUAAUAUUCAUAUUUUCAUUAUACAUUUUCUUAUUAAAAUAUUCAUCCGUUUUCUUUUUUUUUUUUUUUCUUUUUUUUUUAAAAUAAACUUUUUAAAUCCUUUUUUAAUAUUUUUUGCCUUUGGCACGAUUUCGGCAUUCAAACGUUUGCCUCACCUUUUGCCUGUGUUCCAGUCUGUGUUUGUUUUUCUUUUUACAUUUUCUUUUUAAAUUAUUUUUCUUUUUUUUUUUUUUUUUUUUCUUUUUUUUUUAAAAUAAACUUUUUACAUCCAUUUUACAGAUUUAUUGCCUAUGGCACGAUUCCGGCAAUCAAACGUUUGCCUCACAUGUUGCCUGUGUUCCAGUCUGUGUUUGCCAACUGUGGAGGAGGACUGACUUAUAAUAUUACAGAGGAGGAGUUUAAUGGUCGCUAUUAUCAGGCUGCUUGCAAUUUGCAAUGUUUCUCCCCAUCCAUUACACCAUAUCAUAGAUUUAUGGAUAACAUCAAAGAAGAUAUGCGGGCCGUAGGUUUUUAGAGUAAUAUUAUAAGAAAUUAUUCAUUUAGCAUAAGCUUUUUAAAAAAAUCAUCCCUUUUUUCUAUAAUAUGCAUGUGUACUAAUAGUAUGACUUAGGGGCCAUCCAUAAAUGACAUCAUGCAAAUUUCACCCCCACUCCCCAUCAUCACAAAUCGUCACAAAACAUUAGACCCCACUUCCAAUAUAACAUCACAAACCUCUGCACCCCCUCUACCCAAUACAAAUGCCUCUGUCCUCUACUGUUCUUUACAAGCCCUUACAAAAAUCACCUCCCAUGGAUAUCAAAUCACUGCACCUGUGUCAGAAACAUUUCCCUAGAACAGUGGUUCUUAAACAUGGUGGUGCGGAAGAUGGAUAAUAUAUAAAUUUCAUUUGCUGCUAUCGCUAGUUGUUUUUACCUUUAAAAAUAAAAUCAGUUUUUAUGCAUUUUGAAGAGCAGCAGUAAAUGUUUUUUCUGGUGAAUUUUGUUUGUGCCUUACUUGUAUUGUUUUUUUUUCUCUUGAAUCUAGAAAGUUAAUUAAACAAAUAAAACAAUAUAUAAUAUUUAAUUAUUUUCAUUAAAAAAAUGUUAUUCCUAUUCAAAUUGUAGGGGAGUGGGGAGGAUUGCAGGAAAUGUUUAGAAUUUGAGAGAAGAUGCAGCACUGCAUCUAAGAAUAUCUGGCACAGAACAUUUACUAACCCCCCCCCCCCUUUCCCAGUUAUAUAUCGUUCCAUCUCACUUCCCACCCAAUUCUAUGAAUCCCAUCUCCACAUUUUGACAUAAAUUCUCACGACUGUCACUACACCCAGAUUCUCCCCCUCUGUAGCAUCCUGUAAGUUGAUAAGAUGCCAUUUCUUGGACCUCUCAUACCUGUACUGAUUUUCUGAGUGAUCGUAGUUUAAAAAUAAAAUAAUUAUAAUUUUCUUAUAAAAGAAUAAUGUUAAAAAAGUCUGUGAUUUAGUGUUAUUAAGUGCAUUCUUUUUACUAUAAUGUUCCAUUUUUUUUUGGUGACAUUACGUUGCUUUAACCCCCCCUCCCCCUCAUCACAUAUCAUCACAAAAAUGUAACCCCACUCCCCCAUAGACUCAUGACAUCAUUUAUGCAUGACCCCUGGUUUGGAAUUUUAAAUAUACAUUUUUUUAACUUUACGAAGUUGAUAAUAUUCAUGAGCAACAGCUUGCAGGCAUAAAAUUUAAUUUGUCACUUUUCCCCUGCUACUAUGGUUUCAUUCAUGUUUGAUCUACAUCUAGGUUGGCAUGAUCAAAUACUUGUCAGACAGGCCACCUGAAGCUCAGUUUGCUGCAAUGUGUCCUCUCCAUGCCUGCAGCAACCACUCUUGCUUCAAUAAUUCUGAAGUGUGUGACCUUGACAUCAAUGGGAGACCAGGAAUCCAGAUGAUUGCACGAAGGGAUAUUAAGUACUGUGACUUUCAAAAGUGUUUAUGUAAAAUGUUAAUUAAUUGUGGAAACAAUACACCAAGGGGAAUGCAAUCAAUCAGAACAUCUUAAUUAUUGAAAUUAUAUAUUCAUUCAAUUAAUAUAUUAAUAAUUUGGUUACAUGAGAUACAGUACUUCAAUUUAUUUAAGUCCUCCAUCAUUAUAAUUCAUUACUUUAAAAAAUUGAAGUUUUCAUGGUUGAUGUUUCUCCUAUUUUCUUGCUCAUUUCAGAAAAGGUGAAGAGAUUUUGAUUACUUAUAUUGAUACAUCAAUGCCCAAACUUCUGAGAAAAGCUUGGCUUUAUAAGUCUUUCAACUUCUGGUGCUCCUGCCAACGUUGCCAGUUUGAAGGAGAGCAGCCAAACGAAUGCACCAACUGCCACAUCAAAGCACCAGAGGGGAAGAAUUUCUCAGCAUGUGGCAAAUGUAAGCGAGCAUGGUACUGUGGUGUAACUUGCCAGAAAGACGCCUGGAAAAAAGGCCAUAAAAUAAUUUGCCUGACAGAUCACUCACAGGUAAAUAGUCCUGAAGGCUACACACCAAAAUAGUUUUAUUAUAGCUGUGAUUGAUGGUGUUGUUUUGGUCUAAGAUUUGUUAAAAAUUCAAUCCAUCAAGAAGUGCAACUCAGCUGAGAACUCAAAGGUAUUUGAAGCCUGUUCCACCGUGGAUGGAAAUAGUCUCAUAGAACACAAUGUCAGAAACUUAGAAACACUUCAAAUGUUGAUAAUGUUAAAUUAUUUAAUGGAACAGGCUUUCACAUUUCUUUGAACUUGUUUUGAAUAUGCAUUGAUCAUUGAAGCAAAGCUUUACAAUAGAUAAUAGUUGAUGAAAUAUGUGUGCUAUUGUAUAUGAUUAGUGGUACACCAAAUGGGACUAUAGAACUCCUUACAUGUACUUUGUUUGUAGAUUACUUGUACAUUAAAAAAAAUCUUUUAAUAACUUGAUAAUAUGACUUUUGAUAUUUGUUGAAAUAUAAGGGAUUAGAGGAAGUUAUUUAGAGUGAACCUUUUAGUGUACCAUUAUUCAUUUUUUUUUUCAGUACUUUAUGUAGCAGAUGUAAAACCUUUUUUAAAAAAAGAAAUAUACAUUUAUGAUAUCUAACGUGCUAAAAUUAAUAUGGCAUUUAGGUAAAAAAUAUUGAUUUAAACUAAGCAAUACAAGAUAUAUAUCUUUUUUAAAAAGGUUUUACACUAUAGAGCACUUCAAAUAAGUGUGCUUUUGCUAAGUGAGUAGAGAGUAUUACUGUUUUGCCACCAACACAGACACACUGCUAAAGUUUGCUUAAUUAAUGCAGUCUCUUCUAUCCAAGCCACUUCUAAGAUAAAUUUCUUCGUAAGCAAAUAAAGUGUACAAGUUAUUUAUGAUAUUCAUGUUUGUGGGGAGAAAAUCAAUACAAACUUGAAUCCUCUUUCUUCUCUGGCAUUUUUAUUGAUUAUAUUUUUUGUUAUUAAUAUCCAUGUUUACAGCUGUAAAUGUUUACAAGUUUUUAUCUAAGAUGGAUAAAAAUUGUUGUCAGGAGUUGUUAAAUAUACACUUCAACUUGGUUUAAAAAAUAAGAAAUGAUGUAAUGUUUGAUUUAAUAAUUAGAUGAGACUUAAAUGCCAUUCAUCAUAAGUAAAAAGGUAGCCUACAUAGUGUAAUUAAUGGUACAACUUUCUUGACAAUGGAAUAUUUUUGUAAAAAAAAAAAGAAGCAGUUAACAAUGUGUAGAAUGUAGGCUAGAUUUAUUAUUUUGUUCAUUCAAACUCCAUAAAAUAUGUUCCUCUACUUGACAUCUAACAAAACAACCAGAAAUUGUUGACACCUAACGAAACAGCCAGCAAUACUUACACCUAACAAAACCAGAAAUAAUUGACACCUAACAAAACAACCAGAAAUACUUACACCUAACAAAACAACAAGAAAUAGUUGACACCUAGCAAAAAAACCAGUAAUAGUUGACACCUAACAAAACAACAAGAAAUAGUUGACACCUAACAAAAAAAACAGAAAUAGUUGACACCUAACAAAACAACAAGAAAUAGUUGACACCUAACAAAAAAAACAGUAAUAGUUGACACCUAACAAAACAACCAGAAAAAAUUGACAC